AUGGAAAUGACCAAGAUUGCUGCACCGCUCGUCCCCCGUGGGUCCCGUGGCCUCCCGCUUACUGUUCUCAUCAAGUUGAAUACUGUGUUGAGAAAAACAAUAUUCUCCAGAAAGUUCUAUCUGGAAAUCACAACCAAGGUGUUAUCCAGCACCGCCACCAUGGACGCAAACCUAUACUUCAUUUGCUACUUCACUCUUUUGUUGAGUUCGAUCUUGAACAACAAGCACGAGAUCAGGAAGUUCUUGCUCAACCAAAGAGCUAAUUUGAUCAACCUUAUCAAUAAAGUAUCUAUCAAGACUUUGGACAAAACCUUGAUCGCUAAAAGAGACGUUGUCGAAAAGGACAUCAAUGAUGAGAAGGCUGCUGGUGCAGACGCUCAGGAAGCUGCUGUGCCAAAGUCCAACUUGGCUGUGCACUUGAAGGCCAUUUCCUCCUACAUUGCAGACGUCAGAAUCUUCAACCGUUUGACCGACUCAAUCAAGUACGUUCCAUGGAUUGUAGAUGAGUUUGCUGCGUUGAUGAAUCCAGCACUGACUGUGCCAAGGUUGGAUCGUGCAGUUAACUUUGCUCAGUCGCUCAACUGUCUCGUGUUGGAGUUGCUUGAAAACGCUGGUUGGUUGACUGAACACAACUGGGUAGGCACCAAUGAUAACAACUACUGGUGCAUUGAGACGUACAUCUGGUGUUGCAGAGUGUGGGGUGCAUACAUCAUCAUCGAGAUCGUGGAGAUGUUCAGGAGAACUCCCCGGUCUAAAUGGGACAAGAACUGGAAAAUCAACUUAUUUAAACAGGUGAUCCAGGUGCCAUUGGUUGUACACUGGUCUUUGUACGACGGCUGUUUAUCACCUUUCUGGGUUGGCGUUUGCGGAAGUGGAGCUUCCUGGCACGCAUUCAAAGACUUGUGGCUGUCCAUAGACUUGAGCUAG
Sungouiella intermedia is the source of this 927-nucleotide messenger RNA. NCBI's taxonomy places the organism in Eukaryota, Fungi, Ascomycota, Pichiomycetes, Serinales, Metschnikowiaceae. The record is from the annotation of a GenBank genome assembly.